AUGCAGAACAUAGGAAAGGGCUGGGCUGCAAGCGCCAAGGCUCAACUGACGUCACUUCCUUCGGCACACCCGCUGGUGGUCCUCUCGGCUUUGGCUCUCACCGUCGGCACUCUGGGGCGGACCCUCAUCUACCGCCGCUACGUCCUGCCGUCGCUCAAGGAUGCGACCCAUGUCGGUCUCACUGUCGCCGUUCCGGGUGAUGAUCCGCCUGCGUCACCAGACGGUCGUGCUCGUCGCGCCCGUCGCCGGGCAGACUCGGGCACGUCGGCGUCGCCGCUGGCGAGUGCCGCCGCCAUCAGACCCUCGAUCUCCUUCUCGCUCGAUGAUCCUGAGGUCUCCGACGCAGAGGGUGUGGCCGAUGAGGAGGCUGUGGCGCUGGUCCUCGACGAGUUAGUGGCCCAGCGGCGGGAAAUCGGGUUUGAUGACGUCUCGCCCACGCCGGGGCCGUGGUACACGCCCGGCCCGGUCGGCGUCGGCGACGAGUGGAUCUUGCCCGAGGGCAUGGACCGCGAGCAGGCCGCCGGCCUUGGCCUCUCCGCCAUUCGCUCGCUCUCGUCGUCGGCAAUUGCCCACGAUGCGCUCGGGUGCACGGUUGCCGGCCGGCAAGACGCCCUGGCCGCCAUCCGCGCCGAGAACAUGGGCCCGCUCGCCGCACUGCUGGCGUCGGACCCACUCCUCGCCGCGCUUGCACCCGAAGAGCUGAGCGCCCUGGUCGCCGCCGGUACGUUUGAGACCUUUGAGCCUGGUGAGAGCGUGUGGUCUAUCGGCGAUCCCGACGAAGACCUCUGCCUCAUGCUCUCGGGCUCGAUCGUCAUCAGCUCGGGCGGCGAGCUGCUCCGGACAGCAUCGGCCGGGGAGAUCAUCACGUCGAUCAUGUCGGUGCUGGAGGCUCUUGCCGGCGUGCCCUCGGUCUUCAAGACCAUCACCGCCCGUGCCGACGCCACCGACGGCGCGUCGCUCCUCCGCAUUCCGGCAGCAGCCUUUCGCGCCGUCACCGAGUCGAACGCCUCGGUCCUCCCGCAGCUGCUCGAGGUCAUCCUGCUCAAGCUCUCCAAGGUCACCUUCCUCACCAUGUACGCCUACCUCGGGCUCACCACCGAGCUUGUCGCGCCGCAGCUGCCCGGCGAGUCGGGCCCGGAGACAAAGGCUGAGUUUGGCGACGAGUCGGUCGCUGAUGCACCGGGCGACAGCCGCGACGACAACGACGACGACCAGUCUGUGGCGUCGUCGGCGGCGUCGUCCGAGGCCGCGCUGAUCUUUGACGACGUGGCUGUGCAGCUGGCCGAAGCCUUGGGCAUCGCGCCAGACUCGGAGGCGGCUCGUGACCUCAAGCGAAACCUGGUGCUCAAGCAGGCAGGGCCGGGCAAGGUCGUCCUCAAGCGCGGUUCUAACGAGACCGAGCUCUGCCUCAUUGUCUCCGGCUCGCUGACGGUGUGCAUGGUCUCGCUCGAGGGCGCGCACGUCGAGCUGUACUCGGCCGAGCGCGGCGAGCUGUGCGGGCAGCUUGCGGUGCUGACACGCGAGCCGUCGCUUGUGCACGCGUACACCCGCGACGGGUGCGUUGUGGCCAUGGUCUCGCGCUCGCUCUUCUGGUCGCUUGUCGAUACUGCGCCGACGGUGCUGCAGCACCUGGCGGUCGACGUUCUCCGCCGGCUCUCGCCGCUAGUCCGCUGUCUCGACUUUGCGCUCGACUGGAUUCACGUCCGGUCGGGGCAGUGGCUCUACACCCACGGCGAGCCUGCCGAUGCCAUUUACAUUGUGCUCUCGGGCCGGAUGCGAUCGGUGCCUGCUGGCGAAGAGGCGACACGCGACGCGGUGGCCAUGGAGCAUGGCCGCGGUGAGUCACUCGGCGAGCUGGAGAUGCUUGCCGGCGUGAAACGGACCAAGGCAGCAAUGGCCAUCCGUGACGCGCAGCUGGUCCGAAUCCGCAAAGAGACCUUUGCCUUUAUCUGUGCGCGGUUUCCGGUGCUAGCACUGCGGUUUGCGGGGCGGAUGUCGCGGCUGGCGCUGGCGGCGGUUGACGACGACGCCGCGCCCGAGCCGCUGGCGGCAGCGCCGACGCCGGGCAAGCCACUGGGCGCCCAUGCCCUGCCGCGCCCGGACCAGGCCAACGUGGUGGGGAGGACGAACUCGGUGAAGACCAUCGCCGUUGUGCCGCUUGACCACGGUGUGGCCGGCCCCGAGUUUGUGGCCAACUUUGCGUCUGAGCUCGAGCGGGUUCUUGUCCGCUGCGGCCAUGCACCGACCAACGGCAAGGGCGUGGCAGUCCUUGACGCCGCGAGCGUCUCGAGCCUGGGCACGGUGGCGCGGAUGGCGUCGCCGCACGCGCGGGAGGUUGCACUGAUGGACGCGCUCUCGCGGCUGGAGGACGCACAUGAGUUUGUGCUCUACCGCACGUCGGUCGUCGGCUCGCGGACCGAGCCUUCUGAGCAGGAGUGGCUCCUCCGAGCCUUCCGGCAGGCCGACGUGGUGCUCUUUGUUGGCUCGACCGGCCCGACGCAGAUCCGGUUUGCGGAGCGGAUGUUUGAGGAGCUUGCGCUCUCGUCGCGGUCCGAGCUUGUGCUCAUCCACCCGCCGGCGACGGUGCUGCCGCGCGGGACCCGCGAGUGGCUCGACGCCCGGCCGUGGAUCGACGCCCAUCACCACUGCCGCAAGGGCAACGGCGUGCACAUGGGCCGGCUGGCACGGCGGGUGACCGGCACCGCGCUCGGCCUUGUCCUCGGUGGCGGUGGCGCCAAGGGCCUCUCGCACCUCGGCAUGCUCAAGGAGCUGGAGACACGCGGCUCGGUUGUGGAUGUGCUCGGCGGGACAUCCAUCGGCGCAUGCAUCGGUGCGCUGUAUGCUCAGGAGGAGUCGGCUGCGGCGGCGCUGCGGCGGCUGGAGCCGUUCAACGCGCACAUGGCGUCCAAGUGGCGCAAGCUCUUUGACCUCACGUACCCCGCCACGGCCAUCUUUACUGGGCGGGCCUUCAACCGCGGCCUCAUUGCGCUGCUCGGCCCAGACGCCGACAUCACCGACCUAUGGAUCCCGUUCUUCUGCGUCUCGACCGACCUCACCAAGGGCCGGGUCCGCAUCCACACCGAGGGUGUGCAGUGGCGCUACGUGAGGGCGUCGAUGACGCUCACCGGGUACCUGCCGCCGAUGUGCGACCCGGUCGACGGGUGCACCCUCCUCUGCGACGGUGGCUAUGUCAACAACUGCCCGGCCGACAUCCUCAUCAACCUCCACGCGCCCGGCCGAGUCAUCGCCAUCGACGUCGGCGCCAAGGACACCUCCGAGGUCACCUUUUACGGCGACGAGCUCUCCGGCUGGUGGGUUCUCUGGAAGCGGUGGUUCCCCUUUACCCAGCCGGCGGCCAUCCCGUCCAUGCAAGAGAUCUCGUCCUCGCUCGCCUACGUCACCGGCCGAGUCCACCUCGAAGACCACGUCAUCGGCGCCGCCCACGGCCGGCUCCAGUACUACGCCCCGCCCAUCCAGGGCUUUGCCACUCUCGACUUUGACCGCGCCGACGAGAUCUACCAAGUUGGUCUCGAGUAUGCCCAGCAGCAGGGCCCGGAGUUCUCUUGA
This is a messenger RNA of Thecamonas trahens ATCC 50062, 3567 nucleotides long. Its product is annotated as PNPLA7 protein. The record is from RefSeq and is a predicted model, not a curated record. Gene Ontology annotation, molecular function: phosphatidylcholine lysophospholipase A1 activity. The transcript has a single exon. The coding region runs from base 1 to 3567 and encodes 1188 amino acids. Gene Ontology annotation, cellular component: endoplasmic reticulum. Lineage: Eukaryota; Apusomonadida; Apusomonadidae. Gene Ontology annotation, biological process: lipid metabolic process.